This is a messenger RNA of Psylliodes chrysocephalus, 1332 nucleotides long. NCBI's taxonomy places the organism in Eukaryota, Metazoa, Arthropoda, Insecta, Coleoptera, Chrysomelidae. The record is from the annotation of a GenBank genome assembly.
AUGGAAGCGCAAGUACUCACAGAAGGGGUAAAUACCUUAAAAAUUUACAAACACAACAAGAUCACCUUACAAGGCAAAUUUUUGGGAAAAAUUAGCAAAUUCAAAUCAAUACAACAGGCUGAACAGAAACACCUCACGGUAAAUUGUAAUUUUUUAUGUGAACAUUACAAGAAAUCUACCUCUGAUAUACACUUACGUGGUCAAUUUAUAAGAGGUGUACAAUCUAAUGAAAUUCGAGAAAAAUUAUUACAAACUACAAGUGAUCCUACAAAUUCAAAACCCAAUGCUUUUUCUAAUGUUGUUUCCAUUGCAUCGCCGAUUGAAGCAUCGAAACUGGACUCAAGGGUUUUUCGUGAAAGUGAAAAUGUUGUGCCGGAAGAUAAUGGAAAUUCAAUUAUUGAAAAGUGUUAUGAGGAUUCUCAAGGUCCAGUUAAUUCAUCUAUUGAAGAAAACGAUAAUCAUAUUUCUCUUACCAGUAAUUCUAAUUGUCAUGAAUUUAUUGAUGAUCCUUCAACAAGCGACAACAAUGUUGAUGUUGAUAGUAACAAAAAAAUGGAAAAUAAAGACUUAGAAUUUCCUCAUCGUUCAACAAGACCGCUCCCUAUAUUAGUAACAAGUAUUCUCUUGAAAAAUCUUGUUAUCUCUGGUCUCCAAGAACAUGGAAAAAAUGUCCUAUCGACUCACUUAGAUUAUAAAUACGAUCACGAAGAAAAAGUAUGUGUACCAUCUGGUAAAAAAAUCGUUGUUGCCAAUCGUCGAAAAUCAGAAUUUUUAAUUACUGAAAAUCUUACUGGUUUAAUUAAACAGCAUAUAGACCAUCAGUUUAACCUGUCUAAUUCUAAAUUUCAUGUUAGCAUUUGUAGUACUUGUCGAAGAACUAUAAUGGAAUCAAAGAAAAGUAAUCCAAACAGGCCACUUCCAACAAUGCCUAAUUAUGUAGACAUGCAUUUAGCAGAAGAAACUAGAACCAGGACAACUUCUGAUUGGAAUUGUUUUAUAUUUCUAACGGCACGAUUCAGAGGUCAUUCUAAAAUAGUUAAAGGCAAAAGUAAUGUACGUACUUUUGAUACUAUAAUAGGUCAAAAUUGUGGUCUUCAUGGAGCUGCUUCAUAUCAUGAUCUUCCGUCUACAAGUGGACAAAGUAAUACUGAAAAGAUAACGUCCAUGAACUUUUGCAAUGCGUGUUUUCAGAAAACUGGCAAGGGUUUGCGUCAUUAUUGUGGCGCAGGUCCUUCUUCAUUUAAUGCCCGUGAAAACGUCUUGAGUUUAGUAGAAAGAUUACCAGAAAAGGAACAAAAAAAAUCCACCCAUCUUGAAAAAAGGAUUAGCUAG